Parnassius apollo (apollo) is the source of this 312-nucleotide messenger RNA. The record is from the annotation of a GenBank genome assembly. NCBI's taxonomy places the organism in Eukaryota, Metazoa, Arthropoda, Insecta, Lepidoptera, Papilionidae.
AUGGACGAAAAUCAAAUUAGAUUGAUGUUGGAAGAAGAAAAUUCUGAUUCUAACUAUGAAGAUGAAAACGAUAGUGAGGUAGAGGAUUUUGUUGAAAUACAAGAAGAUAGCUACAAUAGCGCGCAAGAGGAUAAUUCUGAGCAUGAGCAAGAGGGUCAAUCUGCAGAGGAGAGCAAUUCUCAAGUGGAGUCGGAAGAUCAUCAAACAUAUAUAAAUUAUUACCUCGGAAAAGACCGUCACACGAGGUGGAACAAAACUCCUGCGUCAAAUCCAGUAAGAAGAGUGCUAGGAAUAUCGUUACUCAACUUCUAG